Messenger RNA from Bombyx mori (domestic silkworm), 2629 nucleotides. RefSeq names its product TRAF3 (gene Traf-like). Gene Ontology annotation, molecular function: protein binding. Bases 535 to 2127 code for a protein of 530 amino acids. Gene Ontology annotation, biological process: tumor necrosis factor-mediated signaling pathway; protein K63-linked ubiquitination. The record is from RefSeq and is a predicted model, not a curated record. NCBI's taxonomy places the organism in Eukaryota, Metazoa, Arthropoda, Insecta, Lepidoptera, Bombycidae. The transcript is spliced from 10 exons.
GUGAAUCAUUUUGUAACAAAGGAUAUAACGGUGUUGACAUGUUUCUGUGAAAAUAUCUUUAAAUAGUUUAAUAAAUUCGUUAUUGUUUCGCUAUUGAUGGUCUUAUUGAGGACAACGUUAAAUCUUCGGUUACGGAUAACGCGCGUCUUAUUUUAAGUGUGAUAGUUAAUCGAAAUAUGGAGGAAUUGAGAAUAUAUUGAGAAUAUCUCUUGAGAAUAUACACGCCUUUAUGGUAUUAAAAAAUCAAUGAUCGGUGCCCACUUAAAACACUGCAGACCGUGAGUUCGUUCAGAUACUGCAACAAAGAGUAUACUGUCAAUUAAAUUCUCAUCUAAAUUAGUGAAACCAUUGCGUCGUAUCCUUUAUUUAUUGAAUCCAAGCUCUCAAGUUCACCCGAUGUUAAGUGCAUUUAGUGAAAAGCCUGGUGAAGGAUAAUUCUACUAAAAAAAUUACGAUUUUUUUUUAUUAAAAAACCCGUACACAGUUGUUUUAUGAUGAGUGUUUGAAUACAUUAUUCAGGAGAACUAUGCGAAAAUGAGUUUAAAUAGGAUUAUCGCAAAUGGAGUCGGCGCGUCGGGAAAUAAGAAGAAUCCUAACGAAAGUCCCUGCUACUUCUGUAAUGAACUCUUCGAAAUGGGUCAGCUGCAGAAUCAUUUGAAACAAUGCGGCAGUAUCCUGGAACAGUGUCCUCUGCGCUGUGGCGCGUGGAUACAGAGGAAACACAAGGACACGCAUGUCAGGGAAUGCCCGCAAAUGGAGAAGGCUCGCAACUCUACAUCUCCGAGUCACGCCAGCAUGCCAGCCCCUGCCCCACCUGUACCACCAGCCUCCGUCCACACCUGGUCUCCGAGAUCUGUACCUCUGGAAGACUGCGUCUCGUACCUUGAGAAAGAAGUCGCUAACAUCAAGCUAGUGAUAACAGAAGAAAGUAGUCACCGCGACAUCCAGUCUACAGAGAUGGAGACGAUUCGCUCUAAGUUAGUGCUGGUCGAGGAACGGACUCAGCAUUUCCUGUCGACCCUGGUGUCUCUGAGAGCAGCCGUGGAUGAUGAGGCUAGUCGUUCCGCUAACUGGGCUGCACAGUUCAAACAUGACUUAGCCAACGUCCAGAUAGCUUUACAGGAGCUUCAAAGUCAACAGUUAUCAACUGCGAUGCGCUUGGAGAGCGCAGUCAGCAGUCUGGUCCACGAGCAGAACGAGAGGGAACUCCUCGAGCAGGCCCUCACGCAGCACGACAGCAGGAUACGGGCCGUUUAUAAGCUUGAGGAUGUCAUUGAAUACUUGAAGCAAACAGUGGAAGAGGAGAGGGAACGCAACGCUGAAAAUCGUGCGGCAUUAGAGACGGAACUGCUGGAGGCGCGCAGGUCUUCGGAACAGCUGGCCCAGCUGUCCGCUUUGAGAAGCCAGCUGCAAAACAGUGGCCCGGAUAGACCGAGUAUAGAUCGGCUGGCAGUGUUAGAAGUGGCCACAGCCGAUGCCAGGGCAGAGGCGGCGGAGCAUGCAGCGAAGAUGGACAUCGUUUCCAGAGACCUCCGAGCGCUGACUAAAUCCUACCACAAGCUGAGAACGGAACUAGCAGACUUCCAAGCAAAAAUCAGUUUUAACCAUCACGAGAUGGGCAGUGAUGACGGGCAUUUCAUUUGGAGAAUCGAGAACUAUACAGCGCGAAUGAAAGACGCCAGAGAAAACGACACAGUUCUGAGUAGUCCUAUAUUCCGGACUCACAAAUAUGGAUACACGCUUAAGGCGGAAUUGAACCUUAAUGGCAUAGGGAAAUGGAAGGGCCGCCACAUCACCUGCACGGUGAGGCUGGUCGGAGGGCCGUACGAUCCUCUGCUGGAGUGGCCCUGUGACCUCAACAUCAACAUCGUACUUAAAGACCAGCCUGCUAACAGAAAGCAGGCUAUGGACAUUGUCAAGUCCUUACAAUUGCGUCGGAAGUCGUCAUCGCAACGUCACGACUACGACCACGCAGACGAGGAGGCGAAGACCAAGUCGAACGAGGCGCUGGACAAAUCGGUUCUUCAAAUGAAGAGGCAGUACAUAUUCAUACCACACGCCAGCUUAGACAAGUUCGAUUACAUCAAAAACGAUGUUAUGUUCCUUGAGUUUUUAGCCAAUCAGUAAUUUGUUUUAAAAGGUAUAUGUAUAGUGCGUUUUACGGGCAACUGUCUCUCUUCUAAAUGUAAUAAUAAUUCUCUUAUUUUAUUAUAAUAGUAGCGACUCGCCCUCGCUUCGCUUUGGAGACAUUAAAUUUUAUGUUGAUAGCUGAAUCCCGUGAUGUCACCCGCGGUUAUUGUAGUACCGCGGGUGACGCCGCAGGCCGAAGCUAGUCUAAAAAGAGUAGCUUAAGUUACGCCUUAUAUCAUCAGCUACCUAUCAGUGAAAGUCUCAGUCAAAAUCGAUCCAGCCGUUCCAGAGAUUAGCAGGAACAAACAGACAGACAGACAAAAAUUGUAAAAAAUGUUAUUUUGGUGUAUAAAGCGUAUACAUAUUCAUAUGCAUGUAGUAAAAAGCGGUUAUUUCAAAAUUACAAACAGACACUCCAAUUUUAUUUAUAUGUAUAGAUGAUAUGUCAUUAUUUACGGAAAACAUUUGAUUACACAAUGAAAACUACUUUCACGAUUUA